This is a messenger RNA of Penicillium taxi, 1440 nucleotides long. Its product is annotated as CCR4-NOT core DEDD family RNase subunit POP2. Gene Ontology annotation, molecular function: poly(A)-specific ribonuclease activity; nucleic acid binding. Bases 1 to 1440 code for a protein of 479 amino acids. The transcript is spliced from 2 exons. The record is from RefSeq and is a predicted model, not a curated record. Gene Ontology annotation, cellular component: P-body; CCR4-NOT core complex; CCR4-NOT complex. NCBI's taxonomy places the organism in Eukaryota, Fungi, Ascomycota, Eurotiomycetes, Eurotiales, Aspergillaceae.
AUGCCACCCCCUGUUGGUAGAUAUGGUGGGCCCUCGGGUCUCACUACUCCUUACACGCUCCAACAAUCCCACCUUCAAUCUCAACAUUCCCACGCUCAGUCUAACACCGCACUUCCUCCUCCUUCCCUUGGAGGCCACCCAGGUUUUGCGGGCAACCCUAAUACAAACAUAAACCCAUUUACACUUUCUAGCGCGGGUGUUUCCAAUGGUAUGUCUGUCGCCGGGUUCUCGGGAACCACCAGUGACGCCGGUGGGACUGGUCUUGCAAGUCAUGCGGCGCAGAUGGGUUUCGCUCGCGGGGCUCAGAUGCAGCAGCAACAAUUACACCAAGGACACGAUGGGCGUUUAUCACUUGACGCCAAAGGAGGAUUCGCCAAGAGCCGGAUACGCGAUGUGUGGAAGCAAAAUUUGAAUCAAGAAAUGGCGACUUUGAGAUCGCUUGUUGACAAAUAUCCAUACAUUAGCAUGGACACCGAAUUCCCCGGUAUCGUCGCGCGACCCAUCGGCUCCUUUGCAAACAAAGCCGACUACCAUUACCAGACACUCCGAUGCAACGUCGACCUUUUGAAGAUGAUUCAGCUCGGAAUUACGCUAUUUAAUGAGGAUGGAGAAGUGCCCCCCGCCAUUUCUACGGAUGCGAAUGGCCAGACUUAUGGAAGUGCCAUGUCCCCGGCCCCGUGCACUUGGCAAUUCAACUUCCGUUUUUCGUUGGAAGGAGAUAUGUACGCCCAGGACUCGACCACCAUGCUCGCCAAGUCCGGUAUCGAUUUCAAUAUGCAUGAAAAGAGUGGCAUCGACCCUUUCGAGUUUGGCUCUCUGCUAAUCAGUUCUGGCUUGGUGUUGUUAGAUGAUGUUCACUGGGUCUCCUUUCAUUCAGGUUACGAUUUUGGCUACCUUAUGAAACUCAUGCUCUGCAAACCAUUGUCAGAGAACGAGGAGGAUUUCCACAAGCUGCUGAACAUCUUUUUCCCGUCCCUCUACGACAUUAAAUAUCUGAUGAAGCAUGCUGGCCGCAACCAAGCUGUCAAUGACACCCCCCUUACGCCAGCUGCCGCUCAGAUUCUCGCCAGCCUCGGUCAAAAGUCUGGUCUCCAGGACAUUGCUGAUGAGCUUGGCGUCAAGCGUGUCGGAAUUGCCCAUCAGGCUGGUUCAGAUUCUCUUGUGACAGGAGAGAUUUACUGGAAGAUGCGACAGCUGGUGUUCAAUGGAGUUAUUGAUGAGAGUAAAUACUCUGGUCAGAUCUGGGGCUUGAACGGGCAGAUGCCAGCCAUGUCGUACCAAAUGGCACAACAGACCCCAAACUUAAACGGAGCAACAAUUUACUCCGCUGCUGGCACCCCAAGCACCCCUAUUAACGGUCACACUCGGACAGCCACGCACACCCCAAACCAUGGCUCUGGCUAUCCCACACCCAGUGGAUUCCCAGCAGGCAAGGUUUAA